GGCAGCUGCACCCCAAGUCCCCAGUGAGAGAGGAGCUGACCCACCAAGAACCAGGGACCUCUACCUAAAAGGGUGGAGAAGGGAUUUUUUUUUCUUUUAUCUUCCCACCCCCUUUGAUUUUGAUUUAAAUUGGACUUCUCAGGGGGACCUGUUGACUUGGAACGUGCGAGAGGAUGAAGGGGCCGUGGCUGGUUCUGGCAGCUCUGUGCCUCGCCCUGGCAAACCUGGGUGCCCGGGCAGAGGAAGGGCUAGAUUUUCCCGAGUAUGAUGGAGAGGACCGAGUAAUCAACAUCAACCUCAAAAACUACAAGGCCGCCCUGAAAAAGUACGAAGUGUUAGCCUUGCUGUACCAUGAACCAAUUGAGGAUGACAAGGCUUCCCAAAGGCAAUUUGAGAUGGAAGAGCUGAUCUUUGAGUUAGCUGCCCAAGUCCUGGAAGAUAAAGGUGUGGGAUUUGGCUUAGUCGACUCUGAAAAAGAUGCCGCUGUGGCCAAAAAAUUAGGACUGGAUGAAGAAGACAGUAUCUACGUAUUCAAAGAUGACGAGGUUAUCGAAUAUGAUGGGGAAUUUUCUGCAGAUACUCUGGUGGAAUUCCUGCUGGAUGUGCUUGAAGACCCUGUAGAGUUUAUUGAGGGAAGUCACGAACUUGCCGCAUUCGAAAACAUCGAAGAGGAUCAAAAGCUCAUUGGAUACUUCAAAAAUGAAGACUCUGAACAUUACAAGGCCUUCGUAGACGCAGCGGAGGAGUUUCACCCCUACAUCCCAUUCUUCGCUACUUUCGACAGCAAGGUUGCUAAGAAACUGGACCUCAAGAUCAAUGAAAUUGACUACUAUGAACCUUUCCAUGAUGAGCCCGUCACAAUCCCCAACAAGCCCAACAGUGAAGAAGAAAUUGUAGACUUCAUGCACUUACACAAGAGACCAACACUGAGGAAGCUGAAGCCUGACAGUAUGUAUGAAACUUGGGAAGAUGAUUUGGAUGGUAUUCACAUUGUUGCAUUCGCUGAAGAGGAUGACCCCGAUGGUUAUGAGUUCCUGGAAAUCAUCAAAGAAGUUGCAGAAGACAAC
Molecule: messenger RNA, 1067 nt
Organism: Xenopus tropicalis (tropical clawed frog)
Lineage: Eukaryota; Metazoa; Chordata; Amphibia; Anura; Pipidae
Gene: casq1
Product: calsequestrin 1
Cellular component (GO): mitochondrial matrix; sarcoplasmic reticulum membrane; endoplasmic reticulum
Molecular function (GO): calcium ion binding
Source: RefSeq, marked provisional